Molecule: messenger RNA, 291 nt
Organism: Rotaria sp. Silwood1
Lineage: Eukaryota; Metazoa; Rotifera; Eurotatoria; Philodinida; Philodinidae
Source: the annotation of a GenBank genome assembly
AUGGCUGAUAACAAUAAUAUAGAUAAUCGAAAUAAUACUUACAACAAUAUAUCUCCAGAUUCACAAGAUCGAUUGUGUGAAAUGCUCUCACCAACACAAGUGAAUAUUGAAGAAGGGCACAAUGAUAUUGUUAUGAAGAAAGAAUCGAAAUGUCAUGGCAAUCGAAAAUUGCAACAUUUCAAACGAAAAUGUCGAGCACGAGAUUUAACAGAAGAACAAAUUAUUGCAUUAAUUCGUACAAGAAAUGAUGAAAUAUCUGAACAACUACGUAUGAGAUAUUCUAAGAACUAA